Molecule: messenger RNA, 3967 nt
Organism: Sceloporus undulatus (fence lizard)
Lineage: Eukaryota; Metazoa; Chordata; Lepidosauria; Squamata; Phrynosomatidae
Product: torsin-1B-like
Exons: 5
Coding region: 19-1140 (373 amino acids)
Biological process (GO): nuclear membrane organization; protein localization to nucleus
Cellular component (GO): endoplasmic reticulum lumen; endoplasmic reticulum; nuclear envelope
Molecular function (GO): ATP binding; kinesin binding; ATP hydrolysis activity
Source: RefSeq, a predicted model, not a curated record
CUUCCGCCUUCGACAAAGAUGGCGGAGCGGUUUACAGAGACCGGGCGGAAGUGGCCGGAGAAAGGGCGGAAGUGGCCCCGGAGGCUGCCGGGAAGUGUAGUUCUGCGGGAGGCGGGCAAUGCAUUGCAGCCCAGGGCCGCCAUGGAGCAGGCGCUGCUGGUGCUUCUUCUCCUUCUCUCGAGGUCGGUGGCGGCGCUGGAGCCGCUGAGCGUGGGGCUGGCCAUCGGGGCGGCCUCGGCCCUCACCGGCUACCUCUCCUCGCCCCGCUUCUACUGCAGCUUCGUCGAGUGCUGCCCCGCAGAAGGGGACCCCAAGCCCGGAGGGGACGCUCUGAAGGACGCCUUGGAUGAGAAGCUCUUUGGCCAACAUCUCGCCAAAGACGUCGUCCUGAAGGCCGUGUCCGGUUUCGUCAACAAUCCGAACCCGAAGAAGCCCCUGGCGCUCUCCUUGCACGGCUGGGCUGGCACCGGCAAGAACUUCGUCAGCCAGAUCGUGGCCGAAAACGUCCACAAGUUGGGUCUGAGGAGCAAGUUUGUCCACCUUUUCCUCGCCACGCUCCAUUUCCCCCACGAUCACCAGAUCAAACUCUACCAGGACCAGUUGCAGAAAUGGAUCCGGGGCAACGUCAGCGCUUGCGCCCGGUCUGUUUUCAUCUUUGACGAAAUGGACAAGCUCCACCCGGGACUGAUCGAUGCCAUCAAGCCUUUCCUCGACUACUAUGAUAACAUCGACGGCAUCUCCUACCGAAGAGCCAUGUUCGUCUUUCUCAGUAACGCAGGAGGCGACCUCAUCACAAAAGUGGCCCUAGACUUUUGGAGGAGAGGACAGGACAGGGAAAAGAUCCAGCUGAAAGAUCUAGAGCCGGUGUUAUCCGUCGGCGUUUUUAACAACAAGAACAGUGGUCUCUGGCAUAGCAGCCUCAUCGAUCGAAACCUCAUUGAUUACUUUGUGCCCUUCCUUCCCCUGGAGUACAAACAUGUGAAAAUGUGCAUCCGGGCAGAGAUGAAAUCCCGUGGCAACCCCAUCGAUGAGGAGGUGGUUCAAAAGGUGGCCGACGAGAUGACCUUUUUCCCGAAAGACGAGCGGAUCUACUCCGAUAAAGGCUGCAAAACAGUGCAGACCAAGUUGGAUUUCUAUUGAGGUGGCUUUAGGAUUUUUCUCCUCUCCUUUUACAACAUUAAACUAGGAAGUGGAUGAUGAAGGAUUUCUUGGAGCCACUACUGGAGCACUUUUGAAACAAGGAAAAUCUAUGGAUUUGCACUUUCAAACAUUUUUUAGACUUCUAGUUGCUGGUGGGUUUUUAUAGUCACCCUUCCCUCUCCCAAAUCCAGUGUUUUUCCUGUUUGGUCAUCAAAUGUUGUAAUUCUUUCUAUAGAAAUCUUAGUGAAUGUUAGGACUCAGUUGGGUUGGAAAUGUCAUAGCGUCCUAGAUGUUGUGGGACUUCAUAUCCCAGCAGCCUUAUCCAGCACACCUAAGGCCAUGGAAUGAUGUAAGUUUAAGUCCGCUAGCAUCCAGACAGUGAAAUGAUUCCUACCAAGAUGUUACCCUGAAUCCUAUUGUGAGUCCCAACUAGAGUAGACCCAUUGAAUGAGUGAUAUUUCCCCAUGUGCAGUUGAUUCAGUGGAUAUGUUCUAGUGGCACUAAAUAGUCAGAUUUAGACCAGUAGUCUGUAGCAGUGAUUGUCAGCCUUUCUUCUUCCAGAUAGAUUAGACUUCAGGUCCCAGAAUUCCUUGUGCCUUGGCCAUUUUGGCUGGAACCUCUGGAAGUUGAAAUUCCAACAAUAUCUAGAGGGCCGAAAUUGAAAAGCACUGGUCUUUAGAGCAUUACAGUGUAACAUCUGAGAUUUGCUGGAAUGGUUCCUUUUUUCCACCUCCGCCCCUCUUGACAAUGAAACUAGAACUAACAUGGACGUUACUUAAGGCUGUAAUCCUCCUUAGUUCAGCACAGCAAAAUAUUUGCCAUCCUCUGGACCUACUGAAACCUAUUAACAGGAUUCCAGCCUUACUUUGUUCCAUUGCAUACAUUUCCCUGUUACCCUUCCCAGUAUGAUUUUAAGAAUUCCAGUUCAUGUAGUCCUGAAUCGUACUGGUUAGUCCCAACUAGAGUAGUCCUGUUGGAUCAGUGAAUGGUGAAUCAACAUAUAAAUAAAUCCUAUGGAUUCAAUAAGUCGGCUCUGGUUAGGACUAACCAGGGCAGAGUAUAUAGACUAUGGAGUGCCUUUUUUGGUCAGUGAUGAUAGUUGCAAACAUUUAAGAUUGUGCCAAGAGCAUUUAGAGGCUUCUGGGCCUCCUCCUUGGUGAGGCUAUAGACCAAUGUUCGCGUAUCCAAACCCCCAAUCAUGGAAGAGUAGGUUUCCUAAGGAUUUUAAGGCUGUACAGUUGGCCCUCUACAUUUGCACCUUUGACUUUUGUGGAUUUGGUUAUUUGGAUUUGAUUAAUACAUUCUCUCUAGGAAUCUAGGUCCUCCAGCACAACUUGCUGGAAGUUAACCAUAGAGUUGCUCUGGAGGACCUAGAGGUUACUAGAGAAAACACUUCCCUAGCCAUUUGCAGGUCUUCUGGUGUGAUUCUAUGGUCAACCUCUGGCAGAGUUGCACUGGAGGACUUAGAGACUCCAAGAGAGGUGUUCUCUCAGGUUAAAUAGUGUUUUUUAUUUGUGGUUUUUCCACAUUCACGAGGAUUUUGUGCCCCUAACCUCAGCAAAUGGAGGGCCCACUGUCAUCCAAGGUCCCUUCAGCAUAGCGUAAAUAUCUGCACAUGGAGAUACACUAUGCCAGCAUCACGUCACCUCCAUACCACACUGCACAAUACAGGUCAAUGCCAGAAUGCCACUGCUUAAUGUGCAGUGAACAAUGUAUAGCGGGCAACCUCAGUGUGCAGCAUUGCAUAACACUGCUUCCGCAUGGGUUAGCAGAAUAUUGUCUGUUACGCUACGACACAUAAUUUAUCCUGCAUAUAGUGUCAUUUAUGAUUGCAUAUGUUACAGACAGAAUGUGAGACUUAAACCAGCGCACUUUGCGCUGCAGCAAGGAAGCACUAACUGAGCUCAGGGAGUUUGGCAAAUGGAUCAUUUGACUGUAUUUCUGUUCCCUCUUAAUGCUAACCAUCACCCUUCUUUUCUUUGGGACAAAGCACUGCCCUUGUUCAGAUUUAAGCCUGGUUUAAGUUGCCUUCUCACAUAACCAUCCCUUUUCCAAGAGUUUUAACUCUUCCAGCUAGGUCAGGGAUGACCAAAGUGUGGCCCUUCCCAUGUUCUUGAACUGCAUCUCCCAUCAUCCUUAACCAGCACGGCAAUGGAUAAUGGAAGUUGCAGUUCACCAACAUCUGACUCAGUUCAACAGUUGAUUCAACAGGUCUACUCUACUUGCGACAAACCAACUGGAUUCCAACAAGGAAUGGGAAUUAGGUAGCUUUGUUGGAUUGCAAUUCCCAACAGAUCCAGUGGCAAGAAAUAUUGGGAUUUGCAGUCCAAUGACAGCUAGAACGCUGCAUGAAAGAUAAAUCAAGGAGGGCUGAUAGAAAAGCCCAGGAUACGUGGCCUUUAUCACUUGUUAAUCUGUUUAUGGAAGUAACUGUAAGAAGUAUAUUUUGUAUGUUUCAAUGAGAAUGGGAGUGAAAGUAUAACAGAACAAGAGAGUUAGGUGUGGAAAGGGUAGCACUGGGUUGUGUAACUUCUUUUCCCCACCACUCUAGUCUAUUUUAUUGUAAGGUUUAAUAGGCAGAGUUUAUUUACAUGUAAGAAACACUUCAACACGUUUCUUCUUUGCUGUUGGAGUGUGUACAUCUAGCAUUUCUCUGUUGUUAGAAAGCCUUGGAGAAAUACAACAGAUUUGGUUGAGAAGAAAGUACAGGUUGAGUCUCCCUUGUCCAGAAUACUGAAAUAUUCCAAAAUCCAAAAUUGUCCAAAUGAAUGGCUGAGAUAGUGACAUCUUUGCUUUCCGAUUGUUCAGUGUACACAAACUUUGUUUC